Messenger RNA from Myripristis murdjan (pinecone soldierfish), 3330 nucleotides. RefSeq lists its product as uncharacterized. Gene Ontology annotation, molecular function: 3'-5'-RNA exonuclease activity. Bases 132 to 2786 code for a protein of 884 amino acids. The transcript has 3 exons. Lineage: Eukaryota; Metazoa; Chordata; Actinopteri; Holocentriformes; Holocentridae. The record is from RefSeq and is a predicted model, not a curated record.
UUUAUUUCCAGCAAAGCGAGCGGGUUAUACACAUUUUUAGUGGUCAUUCUGGCUUAUUGGUUAAUGUUAGGGUUUGGCAUAAGUUUAUUAUGGCCGACAUUACGGAAACGUUGUAGAAAAUUAAUCUGACAAUGGAGGAGGGUGAAGACUUUUCUCUGUGUGGGAAAGCAGCGGUAACCGAGACUAAUCUGAGAGAUGAUAUCUUCUGGAAGAUUGUCGCAGACUUCCUUGGUCCUCAAACAGGUGUGGGAUUGGAGCUUGACAAGGAGCCGUGCAAAAACAGAUUUUUGAUUCAAGUAGGACUCAUGAGAGAGGAAAAUAAUCUUCCCUGGACUGCCGUCAUAAACUGGCUUCAGAGGAUUUUCCCAGAGCGUCAGUCGACUGACUUUCGCUGCUUGAUUGAAAGAGGCAUCGCCACAACGCUGAGUCUGGGAAGCGAUGCCAGGCUGAACUUCCUGGAAUCAGACGUGAACUUUAAUUUCGUCGGGCCGAUCUGUGAUAGCAUUGGAGUUGAGCGAGAACAUCUUCUGGAGAUGAGAGAUUUCUCAGAGCGAGCAAAGUCCAUUGAAGUCACAAACGGGCUGGUUCUCGAGCUGAGUAAGUUUGUCACCAGGGAAAAAAUUGACCCGGUGCAUUUAGUCACUUGGCUCAGAAAUUUCAACCCUAAGUUUUGUAAGGAUGGGUAUAUUCAAAAGGCAAAUCAGUUCCUUCGGUCUAAAAUAAAAAAGUUAAAAUUGUGUUAUCGCAAUCAUGAAACAAGAAGUCACAGGAGAAAUGCAGCAAUGGAAAAUCUACUUCAGAGUCCGUUUGAACUGGUGCCAAAGAGAGCUGAGCGUAAAAUUGGCAUGAAGAAACAAAUGAAAAAAGACGCAGUACAAAAUUAUCGCAAGGUGAAAAUAAAAGAGGAGUAUGACAGUUAUGAAAGUAUGCAAGAUGAGGAGAAACCCUUCCCUCACCACGACUCUGAAAGCAGGAUAAAAGACGAAUAUGACUCCUCAGAAGAUGGAGGUGAUAUGGAGCAGUUUAGCAGAGAUAAAACUCCAGAUUACAAAGGAGAGGCUUUAACCCUUCUUGACAUUGCUAUGCUCUCUGUCCAGAAGCUGACAAGCGUGUAUGGUGGAAAAACGGAUGCAUCCAAGCAGGUUUCCAUGGACCUUCUCAAAAAUCAGUACACUCUUACAUGCAAAGAGCAUCCAGCCAUGCUACAAUUUGAGACAGAAAUUGAAUCACUUGCAGCAGACAUUUCUCUGGCUUCUCCACUCGUCUUUUUACACCGCAAUGCCCAUUUCCUCGUUGACAUACAUGAUGCAGUCGAACAGCAGAUGAUGAGCUUUGAGAGAGAGAUCACGCAGACCACUGGACAAAAAUUGGGCCGUGACAAGAAUCCAAAAUUCGCAUACUUUGUGAAUUUCUCAGAAAGCGCCACGUCACGUUACAUCCACAUGGCCUGUGACGUCCUGAGCCCCCGUGCCCCCUCUAAGCAAAACUACAGGAAACAUUGGGUGGCUUUCUGUGAAGAAAAGAAAAAUCCCUCCAGACUUGCAGUUAAUCUAUCAAACCGAUUCACCAACUACUUUGAGGCUGCAGCCGGCCUCAUUCAUCAUCACAAAGAGAUUGCGCUCUUCUUCUCUGAUCUGCUGUUGAUGGACAACGACGACUGUCCCAACGUUAUCUUGGAGAGUGUCACCGCCGACGCCACUGAUGAUGUAAUACAGAGCCUUGUGUGUGCUGUUGCCAUCAUAUACUGCAAAAUCCUCGGUCCUUACUGGCAGCUUCUCAAGAGUGGAGGAGAAUACUUGCUCUUCAGCCAGUAUAUACUCUGUCUCUACCAAAAGCUGCUUGAGUGGUGCAAAAAUCCUUCAACCCUCCUGGAGCCUGAGGUGGUUGCCAACGUGUUUCUGCAGUUCCCAUUGCAAGAGAAAACCUUCGACAGGAUUUUCCAGUAUUGCGGUCAGUGGCACACAAAUAGGGAUCUAAUCAGAGCCUGCUUGAAGAAAAUGGUAAAGGUGAUUGCUGCUGUUAUUGAGGAAAACCUGAUGGAUUUCCUGCCAGGAGGAAAAUAUUCCCAAAGGCCACCAGAAGAGGUCUCUUCACAGGUCGCAAGCUGCACAUUCUCCGUCUUGAUGGGAGAAUAUCCCUUCGGCCAUGCGUACCCGUACAAGAGGAAAAGACCUGACAAGGCCUCCAGACACACCUCAAGCAAUUAUUCAUCAUCAGAUAGCUCACAGGAAGAUAACGACAUGUCCAGCUCAUCUGAAGAUGGCUCUGAGGGAUCUCCACGUCGGUCAGCUCAUAAGAACACCAGCCCCAGCCGAAAAGGUGACCACUCUCAUCCAUCCAAAAGAGCAAACAGUCUCCAUAAAAGCAACAACAAAGACAAGGUGGGAGGAAAUGUGUGGAAACACCAAAAUGAAACGGAGCAUUUUGAGGAGAACAUGGACCGAGAGUACAUAGUACGUACAGUGAUCAAACACGGAGGACCUUGCAAGACCCAGCAGGACGUCGACAAACUGCUCUUGCGUUUUGAUGGAAAACCUCGAGCCGUCACACGGGAAGCUCUUCGAUGUGAGAUCUUGUACCAGAAAAUGGUUCUUGACAACAAUGACCUGAACUUGGAAAACGUAGGCACCACCAAAUCUGUAAUGGCUUAUAAACUGAAGCUUUCACUUCCACGAGUUAAACCUGGAUACAGUGUGGUCCUAGCCCCCAAACGUACACAAGCAAAAUACAUUCCUGCUCAGCCAACAGAGGCUCAAAGUGGUCAGAGUGAAAGCAGCACUGUGUGAAAGCUUUGAUUUGGCCUGCAAAACUUGUUGGGGAGGAAUAGAUAACAUGAUUGAUGCCUUGCAAUGUCAGUGGACAGAAGUUGUGUUGCAAAAAUGAUUGUGUUUGCUCAACAAGCUAAGAAAGCUGUUAACGCUGUUACCUCAACUUUUUCUUGGAUUUAAAAUACAUACUGUAUAUACAGCAUGUGUGUUUCUGUAUACCCUAGCUGUCAUAAGUACUGUACAUUUCAUUAUUGAUGACAAAGAGUACAUUUUGUGGCUUGAUUAGAUAUAUAUUUUUAUAUCACAAAGUGCUAAUUUUCAUCAUUGCCAAAUUUCAUGUGAAUGCUUUUCACCGCUUCUCAAGAAAGUUGGAAAUUAUGUCGCAAAAAGUAGAUGAUGUAAAUAUUUGUUUUAUAUCACAUAGUAUACACUUUGAUCAUACAAAGGACAGUUAUGUUGAAGUUAACAAAAUAAAACCCCUUUUUUUUUUAACUCAGCUUUUUGUUGUCACUGCUUUGUCAUGUCAUCAACCUACAUAAUAAACUAGAAAAAGACAGCCUCA